CUGUCGUCGGUAUUGUAGUUCACAGAUCGUAAUGUUUAUUUCGUAGUAUCUGUAUCGUAAACGUUACGUGGGUAAAAUUCGAUGAGCUGAACGCUAGAUUCAACAGCAACGACAACUACUGUACUUGAAUUUAAUCGGAUAUUUUAGUUGUUAUGGAAGAUCAGUUGUAUAACUACUCCUCUUCAAUGACCAUGUGACCUGAUAAGGAAUAUCGGGCAAAGCUAGCCCACUAUAAGUCUGAAGGCAGGGGCAAUGUCAGUUCCUGUGACAGAGGCUGUGAAUCCGAUCACAAAGAAUGUAGAUGUGGCAAGUCCUCUAGAAAUAGUUUCCCUUCUUCAUAAAUGUGACAAAGAAAUCUUUGAAGGCUGGAAUGAGUAUAAAAGUUUGUAUGAUGAAGAAGUAUUGGCCACAUUGGAUAAGAUCAUCACAGUUGCUGCUUCAAUCAUUGAGAACCCUGCCUCUGGCCUGAUUGUAUUAAGUGGCUGUGGAACUUCAGGCAGGAUUGCAUUUUUAACAGCAAGGACCUUCAAUGCUAAGCUGUCAGAGCUAUCAAGGACACCAUGUUUCAAGUAUCUCAUUGCAGGAAGAGACAAAGCUUUAUUUACCUCCCAGGAAGCCCCAGAAGAUGACCCAGUUUGUGGAGUGGAAAUGUUAAAAGAGAUAACAGAUGGGAAGACUAAGGUUCUGUUUAUUGGCAUUACAUGUGGGUUGUCUGCCCCUUAUGUUGGGGGCCAGCUCCACUAUUGUAUGGAGAAUUUAGGUGUGUUCACACCUGUAGUGCUGGGAUUCAAUCCGACCCAUCUAGCAAGAAAUAAUCCAAUAGAAAAAUGGGAGUCAACUUUUUUGCAAGUGAUAAACAAAAUGGAAGAAAUGAAAUCUUCGUCAAAUGUUUUUAUACUGAAUCCAGUUGUAGGGCCUGAGCCAAUCACAGGAUCUAGUCGUAUGAAAAGUGGGUCAGCUACUAAGGUCCUUCUGGAGACCAUUUUUACUGGUGCUAUUCUCUCAGCCAAGUCUGGAGACAGGCCAUGGCAGACCAAGUCUUUCAUUCAGAGCUAUCAAGUUGUGUGUAAUAAUCUCUAUAAUGCAAAAGGAAGUAUGGAGGCAGUUGCUCAGAUUGUGGAACUGGCAGGAAAUAGUUUAAAGUCAAAUGGUAGCAUAUAUUAUGUUGGGGAGGGUACUCUUGGAAUUAUGGGAAUGAUCGAUGCCUCUGAAUGUCCUCCAACUUAUGGUGCUUCUCUCUCUGAUGUAAGAGGAUUUUUGGAUCGUGGUUACAAGUCUUUCAGGAACAAUGAUGGUGACCUCAGCUCUCUCGGAUUACAUUUCCAGAUUUCUUUCAAUGAUAUGAUAAAGGACAUUCUACCUCAUGUGAAACCUUUUGAUGUUGUUAUAUACAUAACCUCAGAUGGAAAUGUUGAUCAAAGAAUGACAAAAUGUCUCUGCAAGAAAGCUCUGAUAUCUUUUGCACCAAAAUCCAGCACAGUCAUUUCCACUGAUGUUGAGGUUAACAUGUCACUGCCAAGGGAAGCCUUAAUUUCCCUGAUUGGGGAGGCAGCAUUCCAGCAGUUUUCAAUGUUGUUUGAGGAGAUCAGUACAAAGUGGAUUUUGAAUGCCAUCACUACAGGUGCUCAUGUCAUGAAAGGAAAAGUCUUUCAAAAUAUAAUGGUGGACCUCAAAGUUAGUAAUAACAAGCUAUUCCAUAGAGCUAUUGGCAUUAUACAGAGAUUUUCCGAGCUCUCGUUAGAGGACAGCAAGGACUGUUUGCUUCGAUCUAUUUAUAACACAGACAACUUAUCUGAAGAAAUCAGGGAACGCCCAAUAUCUUGUCAUAUUGAAACUGCAACACCUCUAUCACAGGUUGUUCCUCGUGCUUUGCUCUCAGCCAUUCUGUCCUGCAGUGUUUCAGAGUCCCAAAGAUUAUUAGACAAAGAGCCAGUUAUACAGAAAGUUAUAUCUCAGACACUGUCUGGAGUAAACCAGUGAAUAAGUCUUGCUUUAAUCAUUAGUUCCUGUUGCAAUUUUUAUGAGUCUCAUUUACAUUUAAUCAGGUGUUUAGACAAUGUUAACUGAAACGUUGUAUUAAUUAUAAUGAAAUCAUGUUCCUGUGCCAUUGUGUUUUCAAAUCCUUUAAAAACUGUUUCGGAAAGUUUAAUCACAAAGGUCUACUCAUGAUUGAAAUUUUUAAAUUUGUGUUGGUUUGUUUUUGAAUUUGAGUCAAUAUUUUUUAAUGGCUUUGUGGCAAUACCUAAAUGAAACAAAAUAAUUUGUAGCUUUUUAUGUAAAUUACUACAGUUAGUUGCAUUAUCAUCCGAAGCUAAGAAGCUUAUUUAACUUAUAUAGAUGAAUUCGUCUGACUUUUAAGAUAUUCAAGGUAAUAACUAAAUGUUUUAGUUAACAGAUCUAGCUCAAUUAUAAAGAGGAUGUUCUUGCUUUAUGUUAAUUAUAUUAUUGAUUGUUAAUAAAAAUCUGUCAAACUUUUAA
Messenger RNA from Magallana angulata, 2478 nucleotides. RefSeq names its product glucokinase regulatory protein-like. The record is from RefSeq and is a predicted model, not a curated record. Gene Ontology annotation, biological process: glucose homeostasis; response to fructose; negative regulation of glucokinase activity. Gene Ontology annotation, molecular function: enzyme binding; carbohydrate binding; enzyme inhibitor activity. Gene Ontology annotation, cellular component: cytosol; nucleoplasm; mitochondrion. The transcript has 20 exons. Lineage: Eukaryota; Metazoa; Mollusca; Bivalvia; Ostreida; Ostreidae. Bases 253 to 1980 code for a protein of 575 amino acids.